This is a messenger RNA of Aspergillus clavatus NRRL 1, 888 nucleotides long. RefSeq names its product SDR family NAD(P)-dependent oxidoreductase. The transcript has 2 exons. Bases 1 to 888 code for a protein of 295 amino acids. The record is from RefSeq and is a predicted model, not a curated record. Gene Ontology annotation, molecular function: oxidoreductase activity, acting on the CH-OH group of donors, NAD or NADP as acceptor. NCBI's taxonomy places the organism in Eukaryota, Fungi, Ascomycota, Eurotiomycetes, Eurotiales, Aspergillaceae.
AUGUCUCGGCCUCUAGAGGGGAAAUUCGGCAUCGUCACGGGGGGCUCCCGGGGCAUCGGCGAGGCCAUUGCCCGUAACCUGGCCGAAAAGGGCUGCUCGCUCCUCCUGAACUUCACGUCGGAGUCCUCGCGCGCGCGCACCGAGGAACUCUGCGCCUCGCUGGCCACGACACACUCGAUCCGCUGCGUCGCGGUGCAAGCGGACCUCGAGCGCGCCGAAGAAGCGGUCCCACAGAUCCUGGCGGCCGCAACGGACCACUUCACGUCGGCGGCGGGCAGGUUCCAAAUCGACAUCCUCAUCAACAACGCCGGCGUCUCCGCCGACCGCUGCCUCAACGACCCGGCCAAGGGCCCCAUCGACCGCGACCACUUCACCUGGCACUACAGCAUCAACGUGCUCGCGCCGCUGCUGCUCACGCAGGCCUGCGCCCCCUUCCUCCCCACCGACCGCUCCGGCCGCAUCGUCAACAUCUCCUCCGUCUCCUCCAGCAUCGGCUUCGCCGGCCAGACCGUCUACGGCGGCACCAAGGCGGCGCUCGAGGCCAUGACGCGCUCGUGGGCGCGCGAGCUCGCCGACCGCGCCACCGUCAACGCCAUCAACCCCGGCCCCGUCGUCGGCGACAUGUACUUCAAGACCGGCGAGGGGUUCUGGCGUCAGAUGCAGGGCUUCCAGGACGCGACGCCGCUGAGCAAGAUCGUCGAGGAUGAUUCGCAGCUCGCAGCCUUGGCUCCGGAGCAGAUCCGCUUGAUUCGUGAGAAGAUGGGUGGCCGUCGACCUGGGUUCACGAGUGAGGUGGCCGGUGUGGUCGGGAUGCUGUGCACGACGGAUGGGCGGUGGUGUACGGGGAGUGUGGUGUGUGCGAAUGGAGGCAUGAGGAUGGGAUUCUAG